CAACUUUUUAGAUCCACACGAUUCCUUUUUAGUUUCUGAAAGAGAAAAUUAUCAAUUACCGAAUAUUGUAAAGGAAAUACAAGGCAUACUUACACAUUUUACUGCUUUACUCCAUGUGGCAAUCGAUUGAGUGACUUUUUGCCAUUCAGGAAAUCGUAACGUGAGCCGUUCAGUAGAAAUGUCAAUUUAAGUCUCCUCCAAAAGCCGGAACUACAUAUUUUUAAGUCUCCGCCUAAAGCCGCAACUACAUAAUUCCCAGCGGCGCCAUCGAUUUCUCGUUUGUGGAGAAUAGUUUUUUUUUUUUUUCUUCUCCCAGUCUUCAUUCAUCAUCAUUCGUAAAAUUAUAUUUAUUAAUUGCCACUUGGAACCAAACGUAACCAUGCAUAAAUAACGUGAACGCAGUAUGACGGUUAAAUUAUGGAUCUUUGUCGUCAGUCAUUUAAGAUGGCUAUCUCUGCAAAUAUUUUUUUAGUGGAAUGUCGUGUUCGGAUAUAUACGCACUAAUUUUGUUUGUAGAUACUCCACGUAAUUUUGUGCAAAAACAAAUUAAAACUUAUAUUACAAUUUUUGGAAUAUAAGCUACCCUGUUUAUUGGCAAUGGUCACAUACAGUGGCACUUCAACUUUGUUUCGUGCCGCUAGGCAGUUGGGUGUCGAUCGUGGCUAAACAAAAAGUCUCCAAAGUACAAAGAAAGUUUGUUUGACAUUGGCAGAAUUUAAGCCAGAUAUUAGAAAAAAAAUAACAAAAAACAAAUUUUUUGCGAAUGCCUUCAGUUUGACACUUUCUCAUGAUUGCCUUUGAAAUUUGUUAAAAUUACCAUAAUGUCAGGUCAACAUUUAUUUUUUGUCUUCCUGUACAACCCUGCAUAGGAAAAUAUAUAGUACCGGUGUGACCCAUCAACCAAAAUACAUGGGUAAUUCUGCGUUUACACGUCCCAGUUUCCAGUUUCGAUAUGCCCAAAAAUGCCCUGCUUAGAUCGCAAAUUUUAGACUUGCAAAAGGAAAACGAAACUUUCUCGCCGAACCGUUUUACUUUAUUUAUUUAAUUGCUCGCCACCCAACAAAAAAAAUAAAUAAAAUAUAUAUAAAUUAACUCAGGCACAUAAAUAAAAAGGGCGUAUUUCAGACAACCAUGACCCGCUUCAGUGCAGUAAAGCGAAACGCCGCAAAGAAUGCCCAUCGCUUCGUCGUGCCGUGCCACUUAUGCGACGCGAACCACCCAAUUAGGGUAUGCCCGGUUUUUCGCGCGAAAACACCUGAAGAAUGGUUAAGAGAAGCGCUACUUGGUCGAUACUGUGGAAAUUGUUUAGCCACAGAUCACGCAACCGAGCGAUGUACCAGCGAAGGACGAUGCCGUCGAUGCGGUGAGAAGCACCACACUACGCUUCACCUCGGUGAAGCGCGACGACCCGCAGAGGAGGUACAGAAGCCUUGGAGCGUCCAAGUCGAAGAAGAAGAGCGCAACAAUUAUGAGGCGGCCAUCUCGCUAUACGCGUCUGAUUCUGGAACGGAGACCAGGCCUCUCCGUCCAGAUAUUGAAGAGGGCGAGAUAAUAGAGUUCGGAGUGGAGACUCGGCCUCUCCACCUGACUACUGCGAGGGGAUCGGAAACUAGGUCUUUCCGACCCCUACUCCAACACGAGCGCGAUCGCCAUCGACCACACAAGCGACAACAACCACACCAGCGACAGCGAACGCAUCAGCGACGUCAACGACAUUGCAGAGCGGAAACUCGGUCUUUCCGCCUGCAGCGAUCUUCGCGACACCCAUCGCAAUCCGAACAUGACGAUAGACUGGCGACUCGGCCUCGCCAGCUAUCACGACCAAUCGCGUUCCGUAAUGGACUAUCGGCGAAAAACCCCGUUGUUGGGCCAACCCUCCGCCCUAUGGUAGCUAUUCCUCCGACGGCCGUUGUUAAAGUUGAGGCGAGGGGGCGCUUACAUUUAGUCCGCGCGCUUAUAGACGUCUGCACUCCCACGACAAUUGUAUCUGCGGACCUGGCCCGCGAGCUACGCCUAGAGCAAACACGAGUCGGCGAGCAAACGGGCAGUCUCUUAUGUUUACGAGGGAAACACGGCCAGAAUAAGCGAGUUGUGACCCAUGCCGUCGUUACACCCCAUUUCCACCGAGUAGCGCCAAGUAGCAGCAUAGAUCCGACUGUCGCCGCAUCUUACGCACAUAUCCGUUUAGCGGACCCCAACUUUUUCAAUUCCGCGCCGAUACGUCUGGUACUCGGGACCGACGUAUACGCCGAUAUUUUACUACCCGGAAUUCUUCCGAACACUUUCGGGCCUCUGCUGGCUGAGAGCACCAUCUUUGGAUGGGUUCUUUCCGGAAUCUGCAGAACCUAGUUUUUAAGAUUGGAAUUCUAAUUAAAAUCCAUAGUUGUUAAAAUUGGAGUUUAUUUCCAUUGAAAAAUAAUGAAUUUUUAUAUACAUAUGAGAUAAGUGAAUAAAGUGCAUUUGAAUGGUAACCACGUCUAUUUCUUUAAUUGCCUUUUUCAAUUUAAAUUCUGUAGUAGCAACAAAGAAAGAAGGGCGAACUUGUUGGACGCCGAAGCUGCUGCUGGAAUGCAAAUUGAUAUUUCUCGAUUAAAAUUUUUUUAUUAUCCAUCAAGUGCGCCUGAUAGCUGAGACGCGGUCAAUUUCUAGAGGUUGCUUACCGCAAGGGGGCCGGCAUGUUUAGGCCUUCAGCCUAAAUGUUUUUCACACUUUUAGUGAACCGCCCUAAUGCUGGUAUAUGUACAUACAUGCAUAUAUACUAUACACUCAUACAUGCUCAUAUGUAUUAACAACAGCUAAGCCGUUAACCAAUGUAUCCCGCCGAACAAUGAACCUUCCUUAAGUUUCCUUAACGUCAGUUAUUGUCCGGCGGUCCAAACUUAGAAGCUGCAAAUUAUAUUUGUCACUUCUUUUUGGAGAUCAAAGAGGACACAACGCAGCUACCAGGCCACUUCCGAAAGGUAAUCAAAACCGCAUUUGUAUAGGCAUAAAUAUAGAUAUAUAUCACUAUCGACAUAGUUGAUUUCAAUAAAACGUUGAAAAAUACUAAAUCCAUUAUUUCACUAUUUUUCUAUUUUCUUCCACAUUAUAAAACACUGGUGCGUCCAAUUGCGAACCUUACGACGCCCGGGGUGUUACAUUACCUAUGCAAAAUAAAUCCUAGCAACACUUCAUAUCUAUGUACAUAUGUAUGUACAUGCGUAGGUAUGCAUAAGUAAAAGAAACUAGACUAUGAGAAACCCUAACAACAAUUUAUAUGUAUCUUGGUAUGUACUACAUACUAUGUAGGCAAAAAAUAGGAAAAGGCAAAGAGAUAGUAAAGCCAGGCCGCUGCUUGGCCUCUCUUCGCCGGUGAUGCUGGUGCUGCGGCGAGUAGCGUCGAUGCCGACAGAACGAUCGCUGCACUUGUUUCGUUUCCCUCAGGCUCUGCUUCUGCUUAUUCUCCCUCGCUGCUAUACGUUCACUUCCAACCAGCUGUCGUUGAGUCUGCAAACUCUUAUGUAUAUUCGCAGAUCAGCGGCCGUUGACCUGGUCCACUCUUAUGUACCAGGAACAGCUGUUUGACGUGUUCUGUUAGCUGAUAUCCGUAGACGGACGAUAGAUUUAAGGCAUGCGUAUGUACAUAUAUGUGUCGAUGGAUGUGUACUGAUUGUGGAUAGGUGUUUACGGUGGUGCGUGUGGGUGUUGAUCCAGGUGUGAGAUGCAAUUUGUAGUGCGUGUGGCUGUUAAUUGUUUUAACCCGUGUGUGUGUCAAUCUCGGUGUAAUAGAUAAGUGGUAGUGCGUAUGGGCGUUGAUCCAAUUGCAUUAUCUAUGUAAAUAAAUAUGCUGUAGUGUAUGAGUAUGUUGGCUGGGAUGUAAUGCUGUCGAUGGAUGUGUGUAGCAGAUGCUGACGUAUUUAGGAUGUAAUGUGUGGGUGAAUGUGGUUAUGUGCCUUGUUGCUCCUAGGUCAAUCUCAAAAUUAUCGAGGUCCUUUUGCACUUACAUAGGUGCUGGCGACCUGAAAGAAAAGUUAAACAAAUGGUCAUUAGUAAAGUAGCUUAAGCUUCGCGUUCGGGUGAGCAGUUUUGUAUAGCAACCAACUUUCAUACAUACAUACAUACAAACAUAUGCACCUGCGCCUGCGCGCACAUAUGCAUGAACAUACAUGAGCGCAUUGAAGUGCAAGUACUCAUCCGUAUAUAUGUAGGCAAGCCACUAGAAAUUUCUUGGUCCCUGGAUUAGGAUCAAGACAUUUCAAUGCGAGAAUUUUUUCUUACCUCGAAUUCCGUUUGUUAGUAACCGCUAGAUUCGGCGCAAGCUACGGUGCUUUCAAAACCCGCUUUUUGCACUUUGUUAUAUAUACGUCCGUAUGUAUAUAUGCGUAUAUACACAUGUACAUAUAUUCACUCCACUAUAUACCGAGCUAUUUACCGCACUAUUAAACUUUCGCAAACUUCGAGCACUCGCGACACUUGAUUUAAAAUCACCACUUUCUAAUGACUACUUCGAGCUACCUCCGCGGUUUUUAUAGGGGAUGACUCAGCCGAAGAAGUCACUCAUGCCCUAAUACUCACGCAAACACUUUGCUUACAUAAUCACUCCACUUCGAAAGAUACAAAAAUUCACACAUACAUACCACACUGCAUUAUCGGAUCGCAGAGCUAGCAAGGUUCCACACCGUUUGUUAACUAAGUCUGGUAGGAAGUUGAAGCUUGCACGGAAAUGCACACUUAUACACUCGCAAGAUGUCCAGAAGGCCCGCGCUACAGGCUCUUACCCGCCGAUGGUGCCCGCAUCAUGGAGCGUGUACGUAAAAGAAUUCCCAGCGCAGCCUGCCUUGUCUUCGUCUUCUCACCCAAUGUGUGGCCUCGACCCACGACCUAAAGCCGGGCAGUUUCGCUUCCUCUCCUAAGGUUUCGUGUGGCAUCGUAACACUGUGGCAAGUAUUAUUGGGUGGAGGUAACAAGCUACAACACGAACACACUUUCACCUUGGCACAAUUCUACAGUUACACACAUGUCGACAGCUUAUUUCCUAUAUUUAUAUCACAGAUAAGAGGAUCCUAAGGUUAUAUCACCUAUAAAUUAUUUAACGCUAUAUCACAGAUGGUGUAUGGUUAUGUCAAAAAAAAAAAAAAAAAAAAUAUAA
Messenger RNA from Rhagoletis zephyria (snowberry fruit fly), 5128 nucleotides. RefSeq lists its product as uncharacterized. Lineage: Eukaryota; Metazoa; Arthropoda; Insecta; Diptera; Tephritidae. The record is from RefSeq and is a predicted model, not a curated record.